GUGGCCUCAACUUUCUUACGAAUAUCCCAUAGAUGAAAUGUGCGUACAGGAGAAAAGUGUACCAAAAUUGGCCAAAAAUUUAAAUGAAAAAGAACUUGUUACCAUACAAGGCCAAAGUUUAGAAAACCCGCAAAGUACAGAAGGCCAUAAAGAUAAAUUAGAAAAUAUUUUGCAAAAAUACAGCAAAAUUCUGAGAAAGAAUAACAACUUGCAUGAGGGUGGAGUCCCGAAUGAUGAAAAAAAAGGCAUCAAUUUAACUUCUCAGACCGUAGCGCAAACAUCAAGACCUUACAAGAUCCAAGAUAUAAAUAAACAUGAUAUUUCUUUUCCAAUUACUAUUAUGAAUAGUGUUCCCGAAGUAGUUAAAUCGAAUAAUGACGAUAUUAUCGCACAUCUGAAAGCACUCCGACAAAAGAAUAGAAAUGUAAGUGCUUUUAAGCAUUCUUCUGGUUCUAUCAUUCUACAAGACGUUCAAGAUCACAUUACUGAACAAGUUACCGAGAAUUAUGAAGACCCUGCAUUUGAUGAAACUCUUCCUAAAACAUCGAAUUUAGAAACAGUCGAUUUUGAUAUAGACCAGUCAAUGUUCAAUCCUAAGACACUUUUGCAAUGUUUGUCGAAAGACUCGGAAUUUGUACCUCCGCCCGUCCAAUUUAGCGAUGACAGGAGUACAAUGCAUGAAACAUUCAGUAGUUCCGCAAAUAUUGAAUUUGAAGAGAAUAAUCACGAAUUUUCAGCUAGAAGUAUUUUUGAUACAAAUGCACAUGCAGUGUUGACUCCAACAAAGGAAAUUGAGACGUGGACAUUUUCGCAAGAUGAUAACGAAUAUAAGAAUUUUAAUCUAAAAGAAUCUUGUACAGUGAUGCGUAUAAAUUCACCAAUAACUUCAACGGCAGCUUGCAACGUACCCCGUAAUAAUCGCAAAGCGAAACUUGAUCAAUUUACUUACAAAGUUAAAAAUAAACUGAAAAUAUAAACGAUAAUUUGAAUAGAAAUGGAUGUUAUGAUAUUAAUUUAAGGAAGAAAUAAAAGAAUUUAAUUC
Hyposmocoma kahamanoa is the source of this 1042-nucleotide messenger RNA. RefSeq lists its product as uncharacterized. The transcript has 2 exons. The record is from RefSeq and is a predicted model, not a curated record. NCBI's taxonomy places the organism in Eukaryota, Metazoa, Arthropoda, Insecta, Lepidoptera, Cosmopterigidae. Bases 38 to 976 code for a protein of 312 amino acids.